Messenger RNA from Knipowitschia caucasica, 288 nucleotides. The record is from the annotation of a GenBank genome assembly. NCBI's taxonomy places the organism in Eukaryota, Metazoa, Chordata, Actinopteri, Gobiiformes, Gobiidae.
AUGUACGCCAACGGCCAGAUCAACACCAUGCGGAGCGGUCACACCUGGAUCGUGGGAUGUCGCCUGGACGAGGAGGAUGAUAGCGAUACAAGCUGCAAAAGGCUCCCGCUGGUGCUGCCUGGGCUCCAUGACCUGUCAGUGGAGAGGAGGCUGCAGUGUCCCAGGCUGAUAAGUGGAAGGAACAGUGGUUUUUCAGAUGAGAAAAGAUCCCUGGACACUGCUGCUCUCCCACAGUCCCGCAUGCUCGCAAAGCUGUUCCCAGGGUGGUCCUUGGACAACUCACAGUGA